Schistosoma haematobium is the source of this 987-nucleotide messenger RNA. RefSeq lists its product as uncharacterized. Bases 1 to 987 code for a protein of 328 amino acids. Gene Ontology annotation, cellular component: nucleus. Gene Ontology annotation, biological process: regulation of transcription by RNA polymerase II. The record is from RefSeq and is a predicted model, not a curated record. The transcript has 3 exons. Gene Ontology annotation, molecular function: RNA polymerase II cis-regulatory region sequence-specific DNA binding; DNA-binding transcription factor activity, RNA polymerase II-specific. Lineage: Eukaryota; Metazoa; Platyhelminthes; Trematoda; Strigeidida; Schistosomatidae.
AUGGAAUAUAAAUACACAUUUACAACCACAUCAAAUACAUUUAAAAAAUCUAAUUCAUCAAAAUCUACUGUUUCAUCGAAUCCAAAUAAUUUCUUACUCGUUAAUAAUCCAAAAUUUCAAGAUAAUCCUGAAAUCAAUAAAAUCAGUGCUACACCAUCUCAUGAGACACAUUCAUCUGUAUGGAUGCCUGAAUUAUCAGAUCAUAUGGGAUCUAAUCAAAGAACAUUUAACGCUAAUAUGAAUCAUGAUUCACUGUCGUGUACAACUAUGAAUGAUUCUAUUAAUAAUUCACAUCGAAAUGAAACUACACUAAAUUAUAACAAUGAAUGUUCUAUUGAUUGUACAGAGUUCAAUAAUCAAUCAAAAUACGACAUAAUUAACAAUAAUAAUUCACUAAGUGGACGUACAAAUUUUACAACUAGACAAUUAACUGAAUUAGAAAAAGAAUUUCAUUUUAAUCGUUAUCUAUCACGUGCAAGACGUAUUGAAAUUGCAGCUGAUUUAAGUUUAACAGAAACUCAAGUGAAAAUUUGGUUUCAAAAUCGUCGAAUGAAACAAAAGAAACGUAUAAGAGAUAAAAUUUUAGGUAGUACUUAUCAUGAAAUAGAUGAGAUUACAACAUCAAUAACAACUAGUCCUUCGUUAUGUAUCUCUAAUAAUUUAAAUAAUAAAAUUAAUCAAUCUUGGAAUUUAAUCAGUUCACAAACAUUUAAUAAUCAAUUAUCUAUGGAAGAAAACAAACAAUUAAGUCAUAUCAAUGAUAAUAUCAUUACUCCUGUUAAUAAUGAUAAUAAUAACCAGAAUAUUUAUUACCAUAACAAACAUUUUAUGGAUUAUAACAUUCAAGAUUUACGUAAUCAUUUAAUAUUUCAUCCCUCUACAGCUUAUACUACUACUACUACUACUGUUGCUUCCAAUAGGAUCACUACUACUAUUACUACCAAUACUAAUACUACUAACAAUAGAAUCUCAACUAAACGUAACUGA